AGCAAGGGGAAUGAGUGAGAGAGAGAGGGAGAGAGAUAGAGGGGUGGGAGCGAACUGGCUAUGUAACCGGUUUAAUGGCAACACUUUUAGCCACAGCGUGACUGUAUCAUGCAUAUACGCUAGGAUUUUUAAAAUUCUUCUUCCCCCUAGACUGUUUACUGAAAUUAGUUGUACGACAGGUCCUAAAAUAAUCUACAGAGAAGAUUUCACAGUGGAUGUAUCGAAUAUGAUCGGCCAGGCAAUAGGGUCGGUCGAUAUGGCAUAACGGUUCAGAUAUCAGUAGGGUUGUACGGCGGCCAAAGGCGAGAAGAGCAGUGCCCUCGCAGUAUAAAUCAAAACACGAGCGAACCGUCGACUUCAAAAGCAUUUCGCCUCUCGGAAAUAAAAUUGCUGAAGCAGCGAUCCGACAGCAGCACGUCGGGCGGGAGUCCUAUUCUGAUUCGGACCAAGACAGAGACCACACGCCAGAAGCGGGGAGGACACACACAUCUAUUUGUCUUGCUUGACGCACGUUCUCAUUUCUCGCAGAUAUCCCGAAUACGGAAUAAGACAAAACACAAAGAGAAUGUGGAACAAUUCUCGACUUGAAGGCAACCACCAGGACCAAACACACUGAUUUCCCCUUGAUCCGACCGACCGGGCCGCAGAACGGGACGCCGCAACAACCAAAUAAGCCACCCAGGCCUCUGCUGGUUAUGAGCAGGGGGUUGGGAGAGAGGUGUGGGGACUUAACAGACAUACCACCCACGGCUGUAUCGUAGCCCUCUUAUGUAUCUGUUUAAUUAACAUGGACCGUAACCACUAGCAAGUCCAUUUUCAUUCCCGAAAUAUCCCCAAAACCAGCCUACUGAAAAACAAAUGCAGCAUUUGACCACAUACUGCAUUAGCAUAACAGAGCAAAACAUUACUACUAGCAUAACAGUAUUAACAUAACUAGCAUAACAUUACUAACAUUUGUGUUCUGUUGACAACACUUACACGCUGCCACAUUUUCUAAUGAUAUACCUUCAACCAUCUAGCAGCGAGUGAUAGUUGGAAACUCGGCUACCAUAGCUUUGGAAGUACCCUGCGUAGAUCAGUCAUUCAACCUUUUCCCACUUGUCAAGUGGUUUGAGGGAAGUAGUGAGGUACCUGUUGACACACACACACACACACACACACACACACUGGAACCAUGCUGAGCAUCCUGGCUGCUGGCUCCAUCUUCUUCCCGGGCCUGUUCCUGCUGUCUAAGAGAGGUCUGAAACAGACUCCAGGCUUGGGCUUGAGCGAGGGAGACGCCACCAUCGUGUCUGCCAGGCUGGUGUCAUCCAUCCAAGCCAUCAUGGCUUCCUCAGCUGGAUACAUCAUCGCAUCCUCCUGUGAGGACAUCAUCGAGGAUCAACACUGGCUUACCAGUACCUACAUCCUGUUUGCGGUGCCCUACUUUGCGUACGACAUCUACGCCAUGUUCCUGUGCUACUGGCACAAGCUGCAGGUCAAAGGGCACGAGGAGGAGGGCGGCAGGCCUAAGCCAAUGUGCUCGGCAGUGACCAGCUACCUGCGCAGAGAGUUCCUCAUGGUGCUGCACCACGUCGUCAUGGUGACCAUCUGCUUCCCCAUCUCCGUGUUCUGGAGGCAGGGAAAGGGCGAUUACUUCCAGGGUGUCAUGUUCAUGGCUGAACUCAGCACUCCUUCCGUCUGCCUGGGGAAAAUCCUCAUCCAGUACAAGAAGCAGCACACUCUUCUUCAUAAAGUAAAUGGCGCUCUCAUGCUGGUCACUUUCUUCAUCUGUCGAGUUCUGCUCUUCCCCUACCUCUACUACGCCUACAGCAGGUAUGCCUCCAUCCCCCUCUACACAGUGCCCUUUGGGGCUCCCUGGCAGUACAACGUGGGGGCCUUCUGUCUCAUGGCCCCACAGGUCUACUGGUUCACCCUCAUCUGCAGGGGCGCCUUCCGCCUCUUCACCGGGGCCUCGCGCUCCCGACCCCCGGCUGCACUCAACAAGCAAGAUGGGGGCUGCUACCCCGGCCAGGGAGCCCCUUUACCUCCCCCAGCCAACGGCUACAGUCCCGUCCCCCACCAGUCAGACAGAGAGACUGACACGCACUGAGAAAGAGAAAGAAAGAGGGAGGCAGAGAUGGAGAGGAAGAGAGAUCACUGUGGGGACGGGGCCAGCCAGACCAGGCCGGGGGAGGGAAGACCGAGGUCUGUCAAGGGAAUCUAUUGUACUGUGUUGCAAUGACACUGUAACCUAGGAGAGAGGGAGAGAGAGAUUGUUUCUCAUCCUCUACCACUCUCUCCCUCCCUCCAUUGUCCCUUUAGAGUUAGAUGGACCUCUGGAAGAAGAGCGAGACAGAUUGAAAUAUGAGAGUGUAAAGAAAGAAAUGAAUAAGGGAGAGAAAUGGAAGCAUAGACAGAAAGACUUGUGAAAGGGCAAGUAUUUCAAUAUUACGUGUCUGUACACACUGAUUUCAAACUGAAUGGGGAGGGGGGGGUGAAUGGAUUGAAAAGCAGAAGGAUGAGAGAACACAUUGACGAGCAAUAGUGAUCGAGUGAUACAGAGAAGAAUACAGGCGGAUUAAGCAAGAAUGAUCAUCUUAUUUGAGUUAAAGGAAUAGAUUAAAAAAAAGUAUUCUUCUCUUGAAAGAGAUUCAACUGCUGUUCAAGAUUUAGGGAAGGAUACAAAAUGAAUAUUAAUGUAUAGAAAUGUGUAGUAAAUGAUUAUUUGGUGACCAGUUGAUUUUGGUGGCUGCAAAAAGGGGGACAAAGACAAUACCAGUAUUUCAACUUGUGAUCCCGGUCCUGUAUUAUUUGUCCACCAAGAUGAUCCACUCGGGGUCCAUUUGAGCGGGUCUUGUCUUGGGACAUGACAGAUGGACACGGCAAACAGCGCCUCUGGUAUCGCUUCGUUCAGCCUUCUCUCCCCUCUGAAAUGGCCCUUCUCCCUUUUCUCCUGUUGAGACAACGAAUGUGGGAGGAGGGGAAUGGGGGUUUAUAACAGUUGGUGAGUAAAUAUCAUUUUAGGUUUUUUAUACUGCUCUCAUUCAAAGCAUUUUAUUUAUUUAUUAAUGUUGAUCGUUUUUUUAAUUUUUUAAAAUGGUAUUUAUGCGUUGUGAUUUUUCUCUUGUACUCACUCCCCACUUCAAUCAAAAGAGGAGAGGGAGAGAGAGAGAGAGAUCGAAUGUUGAAUUCCUAGAUGAUCUGAAGCAGUAUUAUGAAGGAUUUCGAGAAAGUAAGUUGGUGUCGUGUGUUCAACGGCAUGGGCGGAAUUUGAAGUCGAUUUCACUGGCAGCUGGUACUCUCUUUUAUGCAUUGAGGGAUUUGUGCGAUAGGACCUUUUUUAGAAGAAACACAUUGACAAUGCACUGAAAGAAGGGACUGAUAAGGUUGGAUUGGGAGGGGCAAACACAGGUUCCAAGUUCUCAGUUUUUUCCCGCCACUAUUUCAACCACCAUUUUGUUUUUACUUGUGAUUUUAAUUCUGUUUUGGCGCCGUUUACUCAUGUUGACAGCGUGCAAUGGCACCGAUGUAGCUCAGGUUGGGUCAUGACACCCCAUUUGGGACGAAGCCUAAGUCGAGAGGGUUGAAAUGUGGUCCUUGAAGCUCAAUCCCCAAGGUGAACAAGACCUUGAACACUUGACCACUGCCUUGGGUUGUGACUUGGGAGUUGGCUGACAUUGGGACUCUACUAGCCUGGUCCCAGAUCUCUCUACCGGUACAUGGAAGAAAAGUGAACAGAUAGAGGGACUACUGUAUAAUACGCUGGACUAUUACUUAAAUGCAUCGGGCUGUUUUCUGCUGCAUGAUAGGAAUGAGAGAAUGGCUUUUUUGACCAUUGGCCAAUAUUAACCUGGGAACACUGUAACUCUUAACUUAGCUACUAUUUACAAUGGUCAGUUAUGGUACUGUUUAAAAUGGCUUAUUGGAGGACUUAUUCAUCUCCGCACCCAGAACCAAAUCAGCUACUCGAUUUUAAUAUUUUGAAAUUUUUAUGAUAGAUCUUUUUUUUAAAUUCUUUAUAACUGAUUUAAAGGCACCGAUUUAAAGGUACAUUGGCAAAUUGUAUGAUCGACAUUCUUUUCCAUGCAAAAUAAAAGUAGACCUAAGCCUCCGGCGAGGGACAAACUGUGGAGUUGAUCAUACAAAUCCAAUAUCAUUCCUCAAAAAGGAGUGAUAUGUUGACUAAUGUCCGUUGUAACAAAGAUUAGGGUCGAAGUUCAGCUUGACAUCGUGAUUGAAAUGUAAAAGCAGUGUUCCUCAUCUGACUGAAAGAGGUCGCUGAAACUGCCACUAUAAAUAUCAUUUGCACUCGAUGGCAAAGUUAAGUUCCAGAAGAUAUGCUUUGACUGAGAGGUGUUGGCGUUAAAAGACACGAUGGUGACAAUUUAAGCCAACGCGGUAUCUUCUUCUAAUGUCUACUGUUGCAACUGACCCCCUCUAGUCUAUUAUAAAUGAUGCCUUCAUGUUAAACCCUAUGAGCAAAAUAAUGUCUUUCCACCUAUUUUGCUCACUGGGGAGUGUUAACUCCCAAAUGAAAAUGUCAUUCAUUUGACCAGUUUUACAUGUCCUCUGUCAUGUAAAAGUAUUACAACAACAACAAAUCUUCCAUAUUGUUUGUUUAUUUUAUUAAUUUAUUUGUAUGUGUCUAUUUAUCGAAUGGGUUUGAAUGUACAUACGAAUACAUGUCUAAAUGAUAUAUAUCCUGUACGUAUGGGUUUGUUGACUGCUGCCUGACUAACUGUGGGCUCUACUGUGUAAACUCCUGUCUGUAUCUGAAAUGACAACCUGUUCCCUACAUCGUGCACUACUUUUGACCAGGGCCUUGUUAAAGUAGUGCACUACAGUAUGUAGGGAACACAGUGGUGCUGUUUUGGACGCAGAACUGUUCUGUUGGCUGACAUAUACUCUGCUCUCCUCUUCUGCUCUGACUACCAACAUGACAUCGGGAAUCUACCAUUCUAGCACCACUGCACUGCUUUUGAAAAGAAGCACCGGUCUCAUCGUGGUGAAGAACUUUGAGCGAAGUUUUGCUUUACAUGCAACAGAUUGACCAAUAAAAUCGUCCCCCAUUGUUUGUGCAUUAAGGAGAUUCCUGGAGUCCGUUUAUU
Messenger RNA from Oncorhynchus gorbuscha (pink salmon), 5090 nucleotides. Its product is annotated as ceramide synthase-like. The coding region runs from base 1175 to 2092 and encodes 305 amino acids. Gene Ontology annotation, cellular component: endoplasmic reticulum; membrane. The transcript has 7 exons. The record is from RefSeq and is a predicted model, not a curated record. NCBI's taxonomy places the organism in Eukaryota, Metazoa, Chordata, Actinopteri, Salmoniformes, Salmonidae. Gene Ontology annotation, biological process: ceramide biosynthetic process; lipid homeostasis. Gene Ontology annotation, molecular function: sphingosine N-acyltransferase activity.